ACUAAAGCACUGCCCCUUUUGCCUCUGAAUGUUGUGAGGCUAAGUCAGGUUAAUUCUUGUACCAGCUGAACUGUAAGAGCUGAUCGAAGACGUGAGAUAAUUAGAGAUGUUCUGAGUUUUCAGAAAUCUCAGAGUCAGUGGAAACCUCAAGGAAGAUGUUUAAUUGGGUCGAAGAGUGGAACAUCUCUUUUGCAGGUUGUGGAUUCAGGAGUAUUUAUUACGUGGGAGCUCUGAGCUGUAUUCUCGAGUGCGUCCCACAGCUGGUUCAUGGUGCCUCUAAAGUCUGUGGAGCGUCAUCUGGGUGCCUAGUGGCUGCAGCUCUGACUGUUGGGAUUCCCAUUGAGCAGCUUUGCGCCGACCUUAUGACCACAGCGAAGGAGGCCAGAAAACACACCCUGGGAGUUUUCCACCCGACCUUUAGUCUGCUGCGGACAGUACGGGUCUCCCUCUUGGAGAAGCUUCCAGAAGACGCCCACCUUCGGGCCUCUGGAAAGCUGUGCGUGUCCCUCACCCGACUGUCUGAUGGGAAAAACGUUCUGGUGUCAGAGUUUGCCAGCAGAGAGGAGCUCAUUCAGGUUCUUAUGUGCAGUUGCUUUUUUCCUGUUUACUGUGGUUUCAUCCCACCUUCAUACAGAGGAGUGCGCUACAUGGAUGGAGCCCUGAGCAACAACAUGCCCCUGUUCGAGCAGCGAAACACCGUCACUAUGGCUCCAUUCUCAGGCGAGAGCGACAUCUGCCCCAGAGAGGGUACGUUCAACUUGUUCGAGGUGCACUACGGCAACGUUAGCAUUCAGGUUAACACUGGCAAUGUGCAUCGUGUCUGCACAUCCUUCCUUCCUCCCAUGCUUGAGACGUUGGCUGAAAUCUGCCACAAUGGCUACAUGGAUGCUCUUUGUUUCCUGAGAGAAAGUGAUCUUCUUCAAGCACAGUAUAGUCCCUGCAGUGUGGGGCUGAAAGUGAGCCGAGCCAAAUCACCUUGUUGUGAGCUAACGAACGAAGUGGUUCAAACAGAAGAGAGGAGGAAGAAGAUGAUGCUGCUGAAUGGACAAAACCAUCGUCAGGAAGAUCACAGGUGGCUACAUCACAGAGCCCUAGAAGACCUCCCUGUGGCUAUUAAGAAAGCUUUGUCUUAUUGUACUGUCCAGGCCAUCUCCAGAGCAGCACCGCAGCAGCAGCUCCUCUGACUCAGACCUCAGCCACCAGACAGGACGAGACAGAAACAUACAGACUUCAAAUUCAACAAUUGUUCCCACUUCUAACAAAAAUCUCC
Messenger RNA from Acanthochromis polyacanthus (spiny chromis), 1270 nucleotides. Its product is annotated as patatin-like phospholipase domain-containing protein 2. Lineage: Eukaryota; Metazoa; Chordata; Actinopteri; Pomacentridae. The transcript is spliced from 7 exons. Gene Ontology annotation, cellular component: membrane; lipid droplet; cytoplasm. The coding region runs from base 156 to 1184 and encodes 342 amino acids. The record is from RefSeq and is a predicted model, not a curated record. Gene Ontology annotation, molecular function: triacylglycerol lipase activity. Gene Ontology annotation, biological process: lipid homeostasis; triglyceride catabolic process.